This is a messenger RNA of Equus quagga, 5201 nucleotides long. Its product is annotated as zinc transporter 9. The transcript is spliced from 18 exons. NCBI's taxonomy places the organism in Eukaryota, Metazoa, Chordata, Mammalia, Perissodactyla, Equidae. The coding region runs from base 133 to 1848 and encodes 571 amino acids. The record is from RefSeq and is a predicted model, not a curated record. Gene Ontology annotation, biological process: positive regulation of transcription by RNA polymerase II; transmembrane transport; zinc ion transport. Gene Ontology annotation, molecular function: monoatomic cation transmembrane transporter activity. Gene Ontology annotation, cellular component: nucleus; membrane.
CGGGUGGCUGAGGCCGCCCACGGCGGCGCCGGCGUCCGUCUUAGCUGAUGUGUGGUCUAUGGAGUCAGUUGGUGCUGGUGGCGGCGCGGAGGCAGGAGGCGGUGUCCCAGUGGGGGCCUUUGCCCCGCCAGAAUGUUACCGGGCUUGGCCGCCGCCGCUGCGGCCCACAGAUGUAGCUGGUCCUCCCUGUGCCGGCUCCGUCUGCACUGCAGGGCGGCGGCCCGCGGCUCCAGCGAGCGCCAGGAAUGGCAGAAUUUAGUGACAUUUGGAAGCUUUUCAAAUAUGGUUCCCUAUAGCCAUCCAUGCAUUUGUACACUGAAUCAAGUAAAGUGGUACUCUGCAAAUGUUCAGAAAGAAGGACCGGGGUCACAAACUGUCAGAGUGGAAAAAGUACCAUCAUUUGAUGAAACAGCUGAAAAUAUAGGUGCAGAACUCAAAGCUCCACUUAUUAAGCAAGAACCUCUCCAAGUAAGAGUCAAAGCAGUCCUUAAGAAGAGGGAGUAUGGACCAAAGUAUACUCAAAAUAAUUUCAUUACUGGAGUCAGAGCAAUAAAUGAGUUCUGCCUUAAAUCCAGUGAUCUAGAACAACUUCGAAAAAUCAGACGACGAAGUCCCCAUGAAGAUACCGAGUCCUUUACUGUAUACUUGAGAUCAGAUGUGGAGGCAAAGUCUUUGGAAGUUUGGGGAAGCCCUGAAGCUCUUGCCAGAGAGAAAAAGCUGCGGAAGGAAGCAGAAAUAGAAUACAGGGAAAGACUAUUUAGAAACCAAAAAAUAUUAAGAGAAUAUAGAGACUUUCUGGGAAACACCAAGCCACGCUCCAGAACUACAUCAGUUUUUUUUAAGGGGCCAGGAAAAGUGGUGAUGGUUGCCAUUUGCAUCAAUGGAUUAAACUGCUUCUUUAAAUUUCUUGCCUGGAUUUAUACUGGUUCAGCAAGUAUGUUCUCAGAAGCUAUACACUCUUUAUCUGAUACUUGUAAUCAGGGUUUACUAGCAUUGGGCAUCAGUAAGUCUGUUCAGACGCCAGAUCCUACUCAUCCGUAUGGAUUUUCAAAUAUGCGCUAUAUUGUUUCGCUAAUUAGUGGUGUUGGUAUUUUCAUGAUGGGUGCAGGAUUAUCUUGGUACCAUGGGAUCAUGGGAUUGCUUAAUCCUCAACCAAUGGAAUCUCUUCUAUGGGCAUAUUGUAUUUUAGCGGGAUCAUUGGUAUCAGAAGGAGCAACACUUCUUGUUGCUGUAAAUGAACUUCGUAGGAGUGCUCGGGCCAAAGGAAUGUCAUUUUACAAGUAUGUCAUGGAAAGUCGCGAUCCUAGUACAAAUGUUAUAUUAUUGGAGGAUACUGCAGCAGUCCUGGGAGUGACAAUAGCAGCCACUUGUAUGGGCCUGACUUCUAUAACAGGCAAUCCACUGUACGACAGCCUAGGUUCUUUGGGUGUGGGUACCUUAUUAGGCGUGGUCUCAGCAUUCCUCAUCUACACUAACACAGAAGCACUCUUAGGGCGAUCCAUCCAGCCAGAACAAGUACAGCGGCUUACUGAACUCCUGGAGAACGACCCAUCAGUAAGGGCAAUUCAUGAUGUUAAAGCCACAGAUUUGGGAUUAGGGAAAGUAAGAUUUAAGGCAGAAGUAGAUUUUGAUGGACGAGUUGUUACAAGAUCCUAUUUGGAAAAACAAGAUUUUGACCAAAUGCUACAAGAAAUUCAACAAGUGAAAACUCCUGAAGAACUGGAGACCUUUAUGCUUAAACAUGGAGAAAAUAUUAUUGAUACUUUAGGAGCUGAAGUGGAUAGACUUGAGAAGGAACUGAAAAAACGAAAUCCUGAAGUUCGACAUGUAGAUUUGGAGAUAUUAUAGAUUUGCUGGAAUGAAUCACCUCGGAGGGAGCCUUGGAAACAAGGUUGUCCAGCCUACUCUCCCACGCUGAAGGAGUCAACGCCAUUCAGAAGCCAUUUUUUUGAAGAUGGAGGAAAUAUUUUAUGUAAAGGGCAAUUCAGUAGUCCACAGAACUAAAACUACUUCUUGCUUCUAAGAGACGUAUUACAAGUGGAAUCCAUUUGGAAAUCGUGUUCUCAUGUUUCAGUAGGAAACAUUUUAGUUACUUAAAUUGUUCAUAAUUUCUCACUUUAGUCUGUCAGAGUGUAUUAUACCUUGUAAUCAUGUUUCCUUUCUUCACGUUGGUAAAAAGAAGCAGCAUCCACAGGAUUAUGACUUUUAAUUUUGUUGCCACUGAAGAUUUCACUCCAUCACAUCCUGCCAAUCUUGAACAUUCUGGCUAAAUCUUGGUUUGUGCUUUUUAAACAGUCACUCCAUUUCAAAGUUUAUCUUUCCUUAUAGAGUGUAGAAAUUAUUUCUAUAAUACCUUGUAAUUUUGCCCUGAGUGCUAUGGAGGAACACUCUUCUAACCUAGUUAUCUGUAAAUGUUCAUUCCAGAAAUGGCUUAGUUACUGAAUUGAAGGAAGACAUUUCAGUACACUUCUUUGGUCAUAGUAGUUGCCAUUUUGUAAAAUUUCUUACCUUUCCUUUGCUUUCUCUCCUUGUUUAGUUUAAUUUUUCUAAUGGUAGAAGAUAGAAAAUAACCCUAGAUGUUUCCAUAGGCCAGUGUGAUGACUGGUUUUUUCUUUUUGUUUUUUAAGUGGCUUCAGUGCCAUAAUAUGUAUUUACUAGGAGAUAAUGCAUUUAUAAGCAUUUUAACAUUCUGUAAAAUGGACUAGAAAUAUUUAUAAUUUUACAGUCAGGACAGCAUUUUAUUUUUAAUUUAUUUAAAAAGAGGCACUACUUAUGUAAAUCUGGACUGUGGGAUAUUUCUUGCUUUAAGAGAAAGAAAAGCAAAUCUCUCGUGGAAACUUGUGGCCAUGAUUUUGUAUAAUGUCAUAGUCGAUAGUGUGUCUGUAACAUGUUUUUUGCAGUUACAAAUGGGCAUUUAACACAAUAUAUGACUAUAACACUUAUAUAAGUAAGUAACUUUCUAAUGAUCAUAAAGUUUCAAGAUGGAAAAACAUGUAAUUCAGUAAUUGAAAAUUCAGUGCAAAACUACGGCUGUGUCUCCAUUCAUCAGAACAACUCAUACGCACUUUAAGUUGUUCAGGUAGCAUUGUCCAGUUCAGUGAGCAUUGUCCAUGCAAGAGUGGUGGCUGGGUGAUCUCUUUGCUGGAUAAGUGAGUGCUAGACAUUAGACCUAACUACCAGUGUGAAGUCAGUGUCUAAAAACUUACUUAGAUUGAACUUUAUGAACUACAGCAAAUUGUAAUGCUGGAAGCAAAAAAUAAACAUUUGAUUAAAGGGUUUGUAAUGAUAAUUUUUUGAUCCAGAAAUGUCAUUUACUGGAAAAUUGUGAAAGUUUACAUUGGUGUACCUUUUUUUUUUUACCAUUGCAGAGCAUUUUGUGUGCUGUACAUUUUAAGCAAAAUAACAUUCCAGUUUUAUUUUUUAAGAUAUAAAAUUGUUUUUUUAAUAUAUAUACAUACACACACACACAUACACACACAUAUAUACACAAACACACACAGUUUGAUUCUCUGUUCUUACGGUUUCAAAUUCUUCACCCCUACUUUUUAAAAAACUAUUUUUUACCCAUUAUAAUUCACUGUAUACUUUCUAUGUCUUCCUGUCUCCCUUUUCCCACCUGCCAUUUGUUAUUUCAUGUCACUGCCAUGUGGGAGGGUACCAAAUUAUAUCCAAUUUCCUCCUCGUAAAAUUACUCUGAAAAAUUUCACAUAGCUAGACAAGAAUAAUUAACUCAUUGAAAAAAAUAUCAAAGUUGAUGUGUAGAAGUGAUUCCAAAUGGUAGAUUGUUUUAGAACUUCCUGAAAGAGGGCCGUUCCUGAUAUUUCUUUGAGUUUUCUAAUUUGAUUUUGAUUGAGGUCAUACUUCUUAAAUAAUUGAAGGCUUAUGUUUCUGACUUUUCUUUCCAGUUCUGUCCUGCACUGAUAUUUUAAAGUUUGUUUAAGCAAAAUUUGACAUAAAGAGCUACAGCCUAUCUAGGAAUUUUGAAUAUUUCUGUGGAAUCAGGCAAUGUAUGACAUCACUAGUACUUUUGUUUUUUCCUUUUAAACUAGAGUCAAAUUUGAAUAUAAAACCAAGGAUUGGGGUCUCUUUCUUUACAAAUUAACAUAAUACAUAAUCUAGUUGUCCAGGUUUCUUGUUUCUGUUUUUUUCCAAAUUAAUACCUCUUACUUUAAGUCUUGCCCUGAUGCAUAGUAUUUGAAUAUUUAAGCAUAUAAAUUUUAAUAUUUUCAAGGAAAAUAGCUUCUGUAGUUGAAUAAUUGCAAAACUAAUGUUGCACGGAGAAGAGGGCAGUGAAGGACCCAUAAUGCCUAUGUGUACAACGCUGAAAUUUGGGAACUAUCAAAGGUAAAGUAUACUUGUUUUCAGCUCUGGCUGAGAAUGGAUCUCUAAUCAACUGUAAGUAUCAGGUCCCAAACUACGUAAGGUGGCACAUUUUUUAGACUUGGCAGUGAAAGGAUGAGGAAUGGAGACCUAUUUUUAAGUGGACCAUGUUGGUGGUCAAUAGUAUCCAUUUCCAAAGAGGGAGAUUCCUUAACAUACUGAGUAAAUGAUGAGAUAGGAUCAGAUUGGAAAAUUUUUCAAUUUUUUCAAAAACAAUGUUAAUCUCUGCAUACAUACACCUACACACAUAGCAAAUAACUCAGAAUAACAAAAUGAUAUGACUUGAAUUUUGGGUUAUGAUUUUAGUGUUACCUUAAUUAUCCCAUAAUUUAAAUAAUGCUUUUUGCUAAAAUUAUAUCAUGUAAAGGAGAUGCCUUAAGUUUUAAAUCUUAUUUGAGGUAGAAUGCUGGGAACUACAGAAAAUUGCAGUCAUUUGGAAUUUGUUCUAUCUUAGAUUGCAUUUGUCAAGCUUUGGCAUUUCUUUUAAAUGUGAUGACCCCCAAUUUGCCAAACUGUCAGAAGUCAGUGAAGCAAAGAAUUGAAGGUAAAAUGUUGAUUCAAAGAUUGUCUCCCCUAAAUCCCUCAUCCCUGCCUCUGAAAUGGAACUUUGGAAGGCAUUUAUUUAGAAGAUUGGUCUGGCAGCCUUUAUAUUUGAAUUAAGUUUACUAGCAUCCCCACACUUGGUUUUAUGGAGAGAGAAAAUUUUUGUUUCUAUUACACUGUAUUUCAUCUGUCUGAUUUUGCUGGCAGAUUAAGAUGGUCCUGGUCUCUCAGGAUGCUUUUUUCCUUAAUAAAUGUCUUAUGUAAAUAAGAGCAGUUCA